CAGAGCAACGGCGGCCGACUCCAUAAAUUAACAGUCACGACGUCGCCCAAAACAAGAGAUUUUCAGGCUGCCACAGCAAAAAAAGACGGACCCCCGACAUCUCCAUUGGCAACCCGAAUCACAAUCAUGUCAUUACGUGCACUGAAAUCCUCUCGAGAAAUUAUUUCACGUCUUACAUCCGGAGCAGCAGCAAGACAAUUGCCCUCCAAUGUCUCAAAGAUUUCCUUAUCCUAUGCCAUUAAGGGUAAAAACGAAAGCGCAUCUGCAAAACAUUUCUUGCACGAAAGCCUCCCUUGCAUUCAAUAUAACAAUCCCAAUGUCGAAUUUGAGUUGAAAAAGUCGACUGAUCCCUCUAUUAAACCAACGGUUACUGUUCAUUUCGGUGACCGUUCAAAGGUUAUCGAUAUUUCUCGCUUGCAUACGGACCUGAUUUGCGAUCAGUUAUUCGACGCAAAACCAUAGAAAGUGUAAAUUUGUUGAUGUCAAAUCUCUGUCCAUAGAAUUCCAACCGCUUAAAAAAAUCAAAUCAUUC
This is a messenger RNA of Radiomyces spectabilis, 532 nucleotides long. RefSeq lists its product as uncharacterized. Gene Ontology annotation, molecular function: structural constituent of ribosome. The transcript is spliced from 3 exons. The record is from RefSeq and is a predicted model, not a curated record. NCBI's taxonomy places the organism in Eukaryota, Fungi, Mucoromycota, Mucoromycetes, Mucorales, Radiomycetaceae. Bases 127 to 462 code for a protein of 111 amino acids. Gene Ontology annotation, cellular component: mitochondrion.